GGAUGAGAAGACGACGACGAGGACUAAGGUUGAAGGGGCAACCAAUGCAAAUCAAACUUCUCCAGCUAAUAUAUCCACUUUUGAGGGAGAAGAUGACAAAAUGGAACCCAAGACAACUCAAAUUAGAACCCAAGGGUCGUUUGUUAUUGAGGAAAUAUCCAAGGGCAAACCUGAUGGACUAUGGGCUACUGCUGGAAAAAAGGUCAGUGUUAGAUAUGUUGGCAGGCUCCGGGAAAAUGGAAAAAUAUUUUACUCAAAUAUUGCAAGAGCACCCUUUACAUUUUGCUCUGGUAUGAGAAUUGGGGACAAAAGUAGAAUCACAAUUCCACCAAAUUGGGGUUAUGGAGAUAAACGUGCUGAUCCGAGUAUACCUCGAGAUUCUUGGCUUGUAUUGGAUGUUGAGAUGCUCAAUGUUGGGCAAUGUAGGCAUGUAACUCAUUGAUGCCCUAUUUUAUUUUUUAUUUUUUAAAUAUCAG
Molecule: messenger RNA, 476 nt
Organism: Prosopis cineraria
Lineage: Eukaryota; Viridiplantae; Streptophyta; Magnoliopsida; Fabales; Fabaceae
Product: peptidyl-prolyl cis-trans isomerase FKBP53-like
Exons: 4
Coding region: 101-442 (113 amino acids)
Molecular function (GO): peptidyl-prolyl cis-trans isomerase activity
Source: RefSeq, a predicted model, not a curated record